AUGCCGACAACACGAGGCCAAAAGCGCGACGCAGAAAUGGAAGCAGCUCUCAAACUCUUCUUCUCAAGCCCACGCUUCGCAGUGGCGGGCGCUUCUUCCGACCCAUCCAAAUACGGGCACAAAAUCUUCGCAUGGUACCUCCAGCACUCUCUUCCCGCGACGCCUCUAAACCCGAAGAGCCCGAGUGUCACCAUCUUGAACCGAGCUCAUACUACCGUGCCUUCACCAACCGCUCUCCAAGAUCCACCAGCAUCAAAUUACUCCCUGUCGGUCAUCACGCCACCUGCCGUGACGAGGCAGUUGCUCAAGGAUGCGAAAGAGGCUGGGAUUCCUGCUGUAUGGCUGCAGCCUGGGAGCUUUGAUGCAGAGGUUCUAGAGUAUGCAAAAGCUAACUUCAAGGCGGCCAUCGGUGGGACUGGCGGAAGGGGAGGAGAAGGUUGGUGCGUGCUCGUUGAUGGAGAAGAAGGGCUAAGGAUAGCUGGACGAGAGGCGUCAAGGCUUUGA
Alternaria atra is the source of this 504-nucleotide messenger RNA. RefSeq lists its product as uncharacterized. The record is from RefSeq and is a predicted model, not a curated record. The coding region runs from base 1 to 504 and encodes 167 amino acids. Lineage: Eukaryota; Fungi; Ascomycota; Dothideomycetes; Pleosporales; Pleosporaceae. The transcript has 2 exons.